AGCAUAGAAUGCCCUCUUAGGUCAGUGACCAGUGGUCACAAGGUGGUCUGUAACCACCAGGGAGGCAACUAUGAGUGCAACUUGAACAGAGCUCGAGUUAUCUAUUAAAAAAAAAACUUUACAUUUAAAACUACUAAAUUGUUAAAUACCUUUACUCAAAGAGUAAUUCCACUUCGAGGAUAACUAACAUCUGCCUCUACUCACUGACUCAGAGGCCGAGGGUGAUGCGUUUGGCGUGGUAUCGCGUGGUAUUUAUGUUGUCUGUGGGGUUCUAUACAGAGGCAAAGAGGUAAUAGAGAAAUUCGAGAACCGAGAAGAUCCGGAAAUGAGAUUAUAAGGAAUAUAAGACUCUCCUACGUGACUAGCAAUACUCAAUUAUAUUGUGUGAAUCCAUUUCAUGAGUGCUAAUUGGAAAAAUACACGAUGUGGGCGGAUACCCUUUUGAUAUUAUUUAUAUCAAUUUGCACGGCCUUGCUUGGAGAAGGAUUGACAUGGCUAAUGGUAUAUAGAACUGAAAAGUACCAGAAAUUGAAGGCUGAGGUGGAGAGGCAGAGUAAAAGAUUGGAAAAGAGGAAAGAAGCUCAUGGCGAUUCUCUUGAUAAGCAGCAUAAGAAAAAAAUUGAAAGAGAAGAAGAAAAAUUGAAAAACAAUAAUCGGGACUUAUCUUUGGUGAAAAUGAAGUCUAUGUUUGCUAUCGGUUUUGCUUUCACAGCUCUUCUGAGCAUGUUCAAUAGCAUUUUUGAUGGUAGAGUUGUUGCACGUCUUCCAUUUGUGCCCAUAUCAUGGAUUCAGGGCUUGUCACAUAGAAAUCUGCCUGGAGAAGAUUAUACAGAAUGCUCAUUCAUUUUUCUGUACAUAUUGUGUACCAUGUCCAUCCGACAAAAUAUACAGAAGAUGCUUGGUUUUGCUCCUUCGAGAACUGCAAGCAAGCAGAGUGGUAGUAUUUUUGGGCCUCCUCCACAACAGUUUAAAUAGAUACAUUUUCAGUCUUUGUCCAAGGAUGAUUUUUAUUUAUGUGGAAAUGUUUCUGGAAUGAAUUUGAAUGAGUUGUACAUAUUGCAACAACAAUGUUGAUAAUGUAUUAUAACUUGGCUGGGUGUGCUGUUAUAAUAAAUGAUGAAAUGUUUGACUGAUGACUGAAAUUUUUACUUUUUAACUUUACCUACAAGUUUAUACUCACAUUAAAGCAUGAUCUACGUUGUUGAUACAAUUGAACUUGCGAACAUUGUUUGGUUCGUAAUUUACAUUUAAUUUUGCUCAAUUUUUUUAGUGGAAUCCUGUAAUUUUCAGGAUGUUACAUUACAAAACAUUUAUAACUAUAAAAUUUUGCACUUCUAUAAGUAGUUGCCAUUGAGAGCAGUAGCUAUAAAUGUGCAUAAGGUUAGAUCAAGGCUUGGAGAGAGAAAGAAAUUUAAAUUUAGACAUUGGGAAAACACAGGGAGGGUUGGAAAUAAAUAAAUUUGAAUUUGGACAGUGGAUAGAGCAGUGAGGGUAGUAGAGAGCUACAAGAAAUGUUUUCUAGAGUAUGAACGAAACACUUAUGAAUGCUGGAGUUACCAAUUACUAUGUAUUUUAUACAACAAAUUAUUAAAUGUAUUAAAAAUUUGGUUACUUUCUGUCGUGAAGUUCAAUUUGUGCUUCUGGGUACAUUAAAAAAAAAAUUAUGUCUUGAUCAAAUUCUAGGUGUUUUAGAAUGGGAAUUUUGUCAUAAUCUAGUGAUUCUUUUGUUUCUAUGACAUUAGGUCUAGUUUUAUUGUAGAUUGACCUAUUUACAUGAGAUCAGUGUUUGCAAGAAAUUUGUUUUGGUCAAAUCUGUCUUAAUAUUGUUAGUUAAAAAAGAAACUUGGAAGCAUCAUUUAUUAUUUCUUUCUUUUUUGUCUAUAUGGUGCCUACGGUAGUCCAGACUUUUCUUAAUAUAUUGUCGAUAAAUCUCUUAGGACCAUUAUUAAGAGAUAUAUACAAAUAUUUUUCAAGUUUUGUCCAUGUUAUCUUUUAUUAUAAAGUUUCAUCAUUUUAUCAACAAAGCCAUGUGUAACUCUUAUUUUAUGCUAUACAAUGGAUGUAAUGCUUUUAAUUUUUAAUUUCAUACCAAUUUAAUAAUUCAUAAAGCGAAAUUGGUUACCUACCAAUUUCCAAUUGUUUUCUUGUGCAGCAAAAAUCCAUGUUCUCAAAUUCAGCCUGCUGUGAAGUUAUUGUAACUACUUAGUGAAAGACAUAUUCUGUUCUUAUGUGAUGUUUAGAAUUAAGGUAGAUUCCUAUACUGCAGUUAGCAAUUGAGAAGUAAAAUUGACCACUGUAAGAAAAUUAGAUUAUGGAAGGUAAUUUCCUUAGAUGAGAAAGAACUCUCGUGGAAACAAAUUUUACCACUUUUGUCCUUUAGUUAUUUGUAAUAUAUGUUAUUGGAACUUUGGCUCCAGGCCAGCCAAUGUUCUAUUUGACAACUGAAAAUGUUACUUGGUCAGGUUGUUCAAAAAUGAUUAACUAAAAAAGUUCUGUUUCUGUUGAUAUGAAAUUAACUUAACAAAAAGGUAGUAGUACUAUGAGCAUUUAACACCAUUAAGCAUUUCUUGGAUCUCAAGUUUCCAUUUCAGUCUGUCUAAGCAGUAUUCUAUCCAUCAUCUUCUACACUUCUUCCUGCCUUAUACUUUUGUGAAGUUGCCAAUUCCAGUUCUUGUGAAGCCAUGGUUCUUCACCCAUUAAAGUCCAAUGUACCUCAUUUGAGUUUGCUCAUUUCUGUUCAAUUAAAAUUGCUUCUUUUGCACUAAUUAGGGUAUUUUAUUUCUUCAUUAGAUGUAGAUAUCUAAACAUAUUAGCAAGUUUUGAAAUUUCUGCAUGCCAAGAUGUUGAUAUGACAAGUUGGUAAAGCAUUGUUUGCUCCUGGCCAGGAAGUAUUCACGACUUGCAUCAGUUUGAAUCUUCUUCUAAAAUGCUCCACUUCAGGAGCAUUGUCAUUUAGAACAUACUUACUUAUAAAAACCCAUCUCUACUCCUUGUAUUUUAAAAAUCUAAUGUUAAAAUGUUGUUGAUUUCUCAUUGAUGAAUGUUCAGCUCUUAAAAAUCUAUAUCUUGUAGAUAUAGCAAUUGACACACCUUCCUUUACUCAAAUUUAUUUAUUUAUCCCAUUAAAAACAUUAUCUUUAACCCUUUUAACUUUCUCCCUACGGAAUAGAGAGAAAGUUAUGUAAUGCAGCAUGAAAAAGCGGUGAAUUUUGAGCAGAAAACU
Gryllus bimaculatus (two-spotted cricket) is the source of this 3223-nucleotide messenger RNA. Lineage: Eukaryota; Metazoa; Arthropoda; Insecta; Orthoptera; Gryllidae. The record is from the annotation of a GenBank genome assembly.